GUUUCGAACAGCUUUGCGACUUCUGGCGAAACGUCGUUGUUGGAUUGAAGUUACGUAAAAAUUUGCCUUUUGCUCUAACAAAUCUCCAAACAUGAGCUUAAAGGCCAAUUACUACGACAAGCCGGAGGGCGAAGACCUCUUCGGCAAGAUGAUCGCCACCAACAAAUACGCAUUGGCCGGUGGUCUCGGUUGGUCCACGGUCGAAGUGAUGAUGGUGUCGAAACCGAAGGGAUAUCUGCCCACCAUUGCCCGGUACAUGUAUUUCACGGGCCCGUUCGUCGGAAUGGCCUCGGCCUUUACCGUCGGUACAUACGCUGCCAACAAGCUGCGCGGUCAGGAUGAUGGCUGGAACUACGUUGCCGGUGCGUUUGCGGCUGGCGGUGUGUACGGUGCCUGGAAGCGAAAUGUCGUCAGUGGGCUGGUAGCCGGUUUAAUUUUCAGUGUUGCGGGCGCUCUCAAGAAGCAAUCGGUGGAUGAGGGCUGGGAAUUUUUCCCCGAUGUAAAGAAUCACGCCGUCAGCGCGAUCAAUCCGAACCGUUACGAUUUCACCUUGACUCAGGAACGCGAACGGGGAUGGACGACCGGCAAGUGAAUGUUGAAAAUGGAUGAAUUCGGUUCCGGUUCCGUUGUAAAGCAUGUUAGGCAAUAAAUACUGUGGAUACUACGGUGCGUGUACAAGGUUUGGUGCGAGAAUUACAAAUCGAGUGAACAAUCUCACAUUCGAACAUAGUCUAUCAAGGAAGAACUAUGUGCAGUACAAGGAAUGAAAAUCAACAACAGUAGAAUAUGGAAUCCUUCGUUUUAGAACAGAAAAUUGAAGCCCGAAAGGAUUUUAAGUUUAUUAUGUGCAAAUUCAAAUACAAUAGAAAUAUACUAUGAGCUA
Molecule: messenger RNA, 883 nt
Organism: Anopheles moucheti
Lineage: Eukaryota; Metazoa; Arthropoda; Insecta; Diptera; Culicidae
Gene: ND-B14.7
Exons: 2
Coding region: 92-592 (166 amino acids)
Biological process (GO): mitochondrial respiratory chain complex I assembly
Source: RefSeq, a predicted model, not a curated record